ACAAAUGGCAACUUUUCAGUUGUUUUCACUAAAAGUGUGCGUGUGCAUCGAGUUUAAUUUCGUAGCUAUGAUCUAUUUUGCUUUCUGCAUUUAACAGAAUAGAUUUUGUAAAUGAUUUCAAAUAUGAAAAUGAUUAAUAAGAUUUCAAUUGCUUUAUUAUUGUUUUUGGGAUAUACCAAAGCUGCUAGUAAUACACCAUUUAAUAGUUUGAUACAUUCCCGUGGGAAUAAUAGUAAUAGCACAUUAAAAUGGCCUGUCAUACAGGAAAUGUUCCAAAAAGCGCUUGAUGAGACACUUUCUAUGUCCACGUUAAUGGAAAUAAACCGAAUGUUAGAAGAACUGCAUCUGUCGUCGGACUGCACAGAAUCUUUAGUUAAAAUUAUGUUUGGUUUAAGAAAAACGAAAAGAUGGGCAAUACAUAUGGUCGACUCUAGUGGUAAACUACCAAGUGGGAUAUUGGAAGGAACAGUUAUGGAUUUCGGUUCGUAUGACGAAUGCCUUAAAAUAAGAUUCAACGAUUCCUCCUUGUCAUUCAGAGGACAAUACUGUAUGGUUGGAUAUUCAUCUCCAUUAAUUAGCCCAUUUUCUCCUAACAGUUCUUCUGGGAAGAAAUACAUCGAUUCCUAUGGGUAUCCUCCAGAAUGGAUAGCUAAGGAGAUCAUUAAUGCUGGAGGUUACUUGAAACGUGUUGCAUUUUGGCUUGGAACAUGUGUUCCAUCCACAUGUUCUCAAGAAGAUAUGACGAAGCUCUUAUCGCAAGUUACAAAGCCAUUAGGGAUGAAAGUAUCUAUCGCUGAUUGCCAGAUUGAAAAACCAAACCCAUGGCCUUACUCUGCAUUCGUAGCUGUAUGUUUUAUGAUGGUUAUUGCUGGUUUAUGCUUUCUGGGAACUACAGCUGAUAUCAUCACAAUUCGUCAACAUUCGUAUUGUCAUUUGGUGAGAUUUUUGAAAGCUUUUUCAAUCUACACAAAUACUGAGAAGUUGAUGAGUAAUAUUCCUGAUGGUGGAGCUUUGGGAUGUUUUCAUGGAAUGAGAUUUCUGUCUUCCACUUGGAUAGUUCUGGGUCAUACUUAUUUUUUUACUGAUACUUGGAAAUAUUUGAAAUAUAGAAACUUAUUAGGAUUUCAAGCAAUCUUUAAUCAUAACUUGCCUCUAGCUAUAAUUGAAAACUUUACUAUACCCGUUGGAUCCUUCUUUUUUAUGAGUGGAUUUUUACUUGUUUACUCUACAUGGAGAAAAUUGGAAAGGAAUAAUGGGAAGCUUAAUUUGAUUAUGUUCUUCAUUCAUAAAUAUUGGAGAAUGACUCCAGCUCUUGUGCUGAUGAUAUUGAUGCUCAUGGCUUUACCACUCAUUAAUGCUGGCCCUCUUUGGAAUUCCACUUUAAAUCCUCCAAUACAAGCAUGCGAGAAGCAUUGGUGGACUAAUAUUUUGUACAUCAACAAUUGGUGGGGAGCUGAGGACUUCUGUGUAAUACAUACUUGGUACUUAGCAGCAUUGAUGCAGUUUCAUCUUGUUGGAGUCAUCGUUUUAUUGAUUUGUUAUAGGUGGAGAAUUAUCGGAACUAUUUUAGGACUCGUAAUCGCUAUUGGAAGCUGCAUUUUAACUUCAUUCAUUGCUGCCUGGAAUGAUUAUCCUAUGCCGGCCCCAGGAUACAUAAAAGAUAUGGACAUUGUUGAUGAUUACAACACAAAGAUAUAUGUAAAAUCAUUCAAUCACACUGUCACUUACUUCAUGGGAAUGCUCACAGCUUAUCUUGUUUUAAAAUACAAAGACAAGAGGAUGGCUACUCGUUAUCAAAUACUUGGAUGGGUUUUAGCUCUUACUAGUUCUUUGUGUUCUAUUUAUGGACUAUAUGGACCAGCAGAUUCGAUCGUUGUCCGAUCAUUUUACAUUGGCUUCCACCGUAUUGGCUGGACUUUUGGUGUUUGCUGGGUUGCUUACUCUUGUAUAACUGGAAAUGGAGGCAUAAUAAACAGAUUCUUAUCCUGGAAACCUUUCAUUCCCUUGGGUCAUCUGAGUUAUUUAGUCUAUCUCAUUCAUCCACUCGUAAUACUUUACAGAACAGCCUCUUUGCGUGAGAGGGUGUAUUAUGGACAUACAGAUCUCGUUUUUGAAUAUUUGGCAUACACACUAGUCAGUUUCUUUUUGGCAUUCAUUGGAUACAUCACAGUAGAAAUGCCAUUCACAAAUCUUGAAGGAAUGAUAUUCAAGACAAGUUCAUCAGUAAAACCAAAUCCAGAUGAUUCCAACCAAAAAGAAAUUUCUCCACCGCAUGUUAAAAAUAUUCCGUAACGAUAUUAACUUAUUUCUUUUUACAUCUGUUAAUUUAUAUCACCAGAGCUGUAGUACAAAGUUCGGAACAUUUUGAAAACACUUUAUCAAAAUUUUGAUUUCUGUUUGUAUAUAUUUAAUAUUACCUCAUACAGGACAAUAUUGUUAAUAGUGAUAUAGCUGGCUAUAUUUUACAUUUUGUUAUUUAUUAAAGUGUUUUGUUGAAUUA
This is a messenger RNA of Parasteatoda tepidariorum (common house spider), 2500 nucleotides long. Its product is annotated as nose resistant to fluoxetine protein 6. Gene Ontology annotation, molecular function: acyltransferase activity, transferring groups other than amino-acyl groups. Lineage: Eukaryota; Metazoa; Arthropoda; Arachnida; Araneae; Theridiidae. The record is from RefSeq and is a predicted model, not a curated record.